CUAACCCGACCACAAUCUUCGCAAUCUUCUCGUACAAUCUUCGCCAUUCUUCGGUCACCUUGAGAAUUACGCGCCAUCUUUGUUCUCCAGUCAAAAGCAGUUGAAGGCACGUGAAGAAGUUCAGAAAAGCCAAAAAAAUGCCGUCAGAGGAAGAUAUUUCAAGUGAAAGCAGUGCUGAGUCAAGUGAUGAACAGUCAGUGGAGAAGAAUGACGAAGCAUAUGAGGAGAAGAAACCGGGUACAUCAAAAACUGGCAGAAAAGCACAGAUAGCACCAGAAGCAUCAAAAGGUUAUGAGGAAAAAAUUGAAAAAGAUCGUGCGACAAGGUUCAACUUCCUUCUAGCCAAGACGGAGAUUUUUUCUCAUUUUAUGAAUCCCACAAGUGGAAAAAAACCAAAAAGUCCUUUAAAGAUGAAAGCACCAGAUUUUCCAUCUCCUGGCAAAAAGACAUCUGAUGCUGGAGAUCAUCGCCACCGUCAUACUGAACAAGAAGAGGAUGCUGAAUUACUGGAGCAAUCUAAGCAUCAAAAAGCCAUUGUCCACUUUGAACAAUCACCUUCAUUUAUUAAGAAUGGUGAGAUGAGAGAUUAUCAGAUUCGUGGCUUAAAUUGGAUGAUAUCAUUGUUUGAAAAUGGCAUUAAUGGAAUUCUUGCUGAUGAAAUGGGUUUGGGAAAGACUCUUCAGACCAUUUCUUUGCUUGGAUACUUGAAAGUAUUUCGUGAUGCUGCAGGUCCCCAUUUGGUUAUCGUCCCAAAGUCAACAUUGGCCAAUUGGAUGUCAGAAUUCAAGCGAUGGUGUCCAGCAAUUAAUGCAGUCUGUCUCAUUGGAUCACGUGAUGAAAGGGUUGCGUUCAUCAGAGAUGUUAUGUUACCUGGGGAGUGGGAUGUAUGUGUGACCUCAUAUGAGAUGUGUAUCAGAGAGAAAAGUGUUUUCAAGAAAUUCUCCUGGAGAUAUGUGGUCAUUGAUGAGGCUCACAGAAUAAAAAAUGAGAAAUCAAAGUUAUCCGAGAUGGUGAGAGAAAUCAGAUCACAGAAUAGAUUAUUAUUGACUGGAACGCCAUUACAGAACAAUCUUCAUGAACUUUGGGCAUUGUUAAACUUUUUACUUCCGGAUGUAUUCAGUUCAGCAGAGGAUUUCGAUGCGUGGUUCAAUUCCAAUAAUCUUGUUGAAGAGAAGCAACUUGUUGACAGACUUCAUUCGGUUCUGAGACCGUUCUUGUUACGACGUCUUAAAGCUGAUGUCGAAAAAGGACUUCUGCCAAAGAAAGAGACGAAGAUUUACGUUGGACUCACGAAAAUGCAGAGAUCUUGGUAUACGAAUAUCUUAAUGAAAGACAUUGACAUCGUGAACGGUGCUGGAAAGACUGACAAGAUGCGGUUACUGAAUAUUUUGAUGCAGCUAAGAAAAUGUUGUAAUCAUCCGUAUCUCUUUGAUGGUGCAGAACCAGGUCCACCAUACACUACAGAUCAGCAUUUAGUGGACAACUCUGGUAAACUUCGUGUUCUUGAUAAACUGUUGCCUAAACUGCAAGAGCAAGGCUCCCGUGUGCUGAUAUUUAGCCAAAUGACCAGAGUAUUGGACAUUUUAGAAGAUUAUUGCUUGUGGAAACAAUAUCAUUACUGCCGUCUGGAUGGUCAAACACCACACGAGGAAAGACAAGAGUCCAUAAAUGAUUACAAUAUGCCUAAUAGUGAGAAGUUUAUUUUUAUGUUAAGUACCCGAGCUGGUGGACUGGGUAUUAAUCUAGCGACAGCUGAUAUUGUUAUACUGUUCGAUAGUGAUUGGAAUCCACAAGUUGACCUGCAAGCUAUGGACCGUGCCCAUCGUAUUGGUCAAAAGAAACAAGUUCAGAUCUUUCGCUUUAUCACAGAGAGUACCGUUGAAGAACGUAUCGUUGAAAGAGCAGAAAUGAAGUUACGCCUUGAUAAUGUUGUUAUUCAACAAGGGCGUUUGGUGGAUCCUAAUUUAAAAGUUGGUAAACAAGAAAUGUUGAGCAUGAUUCGACAUGGUGCGGACGAGGUUUUCGCUUCGAAAGAUUGCGAAAUAACUGAUGAGGAUAUUGACGUGAUCCUAAAGAGAGGUGCUGUCAAGACUGCUGAAUUAGAGGAAAAAAUGAAACAGUUUGGUGAAAGUACAGCAAAGAAACUCACUUUUGACUCUGUUCCGGUCGAAAGUAUAUUUCAUUUUGAAGGAGAGAAUUAUAAAGAAAAACAAAAGUUUCCUGGCGUAUCCCACUGGAUUGAACCACCAAAACGGGAGCGCAAAGCCAACUAUGCAGUCGAUGCCUACUUUAGGGAGGCUCUUCGUAUUACCGAGCCUAAAGCUCCCAAGGCUCCUCGUCCACCGAAACAGCCCAACGUACAGGAUUAUCAGUUCUUCCCACCACGACUUUUCGAGUUAUUGGACAUGGAAAUCUACGCUUUCAGAAAAAACAUUGGGUACAAGGUACCACGUGACCCUGAAGAUCCAAAUGGUGCUCAGAAUCAGAAGGAAGCUCAGAGAAUGAUCGAUGAAGCUGAACCACUAACGGAAGAGGAGAUUGCAGAAAAAGAAAAAUUACUGGAAGAGGGUUUCACGAAUUGGUCAAAGCGAGACUUCAAUCAAUAUAUCAAGGCAUGUGAGAAAUAUGGUCGAGAUGAUAUUGAUAAUAUUGCACACGAUAUUGAAGGAAAAACACCUGAGGAGGUGCGUGCAUAUUAUGAAGUGUUCUGGGAGCGAAAGGAAGAACUACAGGAUUUGGAGAAGAUAAUGGCCCAGAUUGAAAGGGGGGAGGCAAAAAUACAAAGAAGAAUUAGUAUUAAGAAAGCACUUGAUGCAAAGAUGGCAAGAUAUCGUUCACCGUUCCAUCAAUUGAGAAUAGCAUACGGUACAAAUAAAGGAAAGAAUUAUACUGAAGAGGAAGACAGAUUCUUGAUUUGUAUGCUUCAUAAACUUGGCUUGGAAAAAGAAAAUUCAUACGAUGAACUACGUAUUGCGUGUAGAAGUGCUCCGCAAUUUAGAUUUGACUGGUUUUUAAAAUCAAGAACCGCACAGGAACUUCAGCGAAGGUGCAAUACGUUGAUUACUUUGAUUGAACGAGAAAUGUUAGAGAUUGAAGAAAAAGAGAAGAAAGAGCGAAAACGUGGUCAGAAACCUGGAAAUACCAAGACUCCUCAACAAAAGCGAAAAGCUGAUGGCACACCAGAUGGGCGAGGACGAAAGAAAAAGAAACAAUAAAAUGGUUAUAGUAAAAACUUUCAAAGGGUCGUUCAUGUUAAUAAGGAUCGUUAAAUGUUAAUAAUUACGUGUACAUACAUUAGCUGAAAUCGUUUUAGGGAGAUUCACGCUUUAUAGAAUUUUACACUCGAUUUGUACCUAUAAUGAAUGGAAAUAUUUCAGAAACAUGUGGUAUACAGUAUAAGUUUUAUUGAAGAAACAGUACAGCAACAGGUUCAGUAUUACCAGAAUUAAUAGUCGUGCUCUUUAAUGAUCUAUUUACCUGCGCAUAGGCUCGGCAAAGUUAGGAAUUUUAACUGACCACAAAUAUAAUUUUUCG
Dendronephthya gigantea is the source of this 3534-nucleotide messenger RNA. Its product is annotated as SWI/SNF-related matrix-associated actin-dependent regulator of chromatin subfamily A member 5-like. Gene Ontology annotation, cellular component: chromatin; nucleus. The transcript is spliced from 24 exons. Gene Ontology annotation, biological process: regulation of transcription by RNA polymerase II; nucleosome organization. Gene Ontology annotation, molecular function: histone binding; ATP binding; nucleosome binding. The record is from RefSeq and is a predicted model, not a curated record. Bases 138 to 3215 code for a protein of 1025 amino acids. NCBI's taxonomy places the organism in Eukaryota, Metazoa, Cnidaria, Anthozoa, Malacalcyonacea, Nephtheidae.